This is a messenger RNA of Eruca vesicaria subsp. sativa (arugula), 1169 nucleotides long. NCBI's taxonomy places the organism in Eukaryota, Viridiplantae, Streptophyta, Magnoliopsida, Brassicales, Brassicaceae. The record is from the annotation of a GenBank genome assembly.
UCAUAACGUGGAAGAAGGUUUGAACCAUCAUCACCCACGAAACUCCAUUUUAAACAAAAAAAAUAAUAUAUGAAUUGUAUAUAUGUAACAAACGUCUAUGGAUUUAUAUUUUUUGGAGCUUUGUAAUGUCUUACGAGAAAGAGCUAGUCGCUGCGAAGAAAGCCGUUUCUCUAGCUGCUCGUCUCAGCCAAGGAGUACAGAAGACUCUGUUGCAAUCAGAAGUAUGGACAAAAUCAGACAGAACUCCGGUUACUGCAGCUGAUUUUGGGUCACAAGCUGUUGUUAGUAUUGUAUUACAGAGAGAGCUCCAACCUGCAAUCUUUUCAUUAGUAGCAGAAGAGGAAACUGGAGAACUGCGGAAGAAAGGAAGUGAGGUGUUUCUAGAAGGUGUUACGAAGCUUGUGAAAGACACUCUAGCUUCUGAGGAAUCAUACACAGACUCUCCUCCAUCCACAGAGGAUGUGUUGAACGCUAUAGAUUGUGGUAAAUCAGAAGGUGGUUGCAGUGGUUACCAUUGGGUUCUUGAUCCUAUAGAUGGAACCAGAGGAUUUGUGAGAGGAGAGCAGUAUGCUGUGGGAUUAGCGUUGCUUGUGGAAGGCGAAGUGGUGCUUGGUGUCAUGGCUUGUCCGAAUCUUCCUUUGGCUUCUGCGGUUGGUGAGACAGAUGAGUCUUCACAGGAAAACGUUGGAUGUCUCUUCUUUGCUACAGCUGGUUCAGGGGCUUAUGUCCAACCGCUCGAAGGCAAUUCUCUGCCACAAAAGGUAUGUGUGAGUAGCAAUGAGAAUCUUGAAGAAGCGAAGUUUUUAGAAUCAUACCACAAACCAAUUCCCAUACAUAGUUCCAUCGCCAAGAAACUUGGGAUCACGGCAUUACCUGUAAGGAUGGAUAGCCAAGCAAAGUAUGCAGCUGUGUCCAGAGGAGACGCAGAGAUAUACUUGCGUUUCACUCUCAGUGGACACCGUGAGACUAUAUGGGACCAUGCCCCUGGUUUCAUCAUCACAACAGAAGCUGGAGGUGUGGUUUGCGAUGCUGCAGGGAAAUCUCUGGACUUCUCCAAAGGAAAAUAUCUUGCUCACGAGACAGGGAUCAUUGUUACCACCAAGAAACUCAAGCCAUGGGUUUUGAAGGCAGUCAAAGAAGCCAUGGAUGAGGAGAAACUUGAUCUCUGA